This is a messenger RNA of Penicillium maclennaniae, 1542 nucleotides long. RefSeq names its product glycosyl hydrolase family 79 C-terminal domain-containing protein. Bases 1 to 1542 code for a protein of 513 amino acids. The transcript has 3 exons. Lineage: Eukaryota; Fungi; Ascomycota; Eurotiomycetes; Eurotiales; Aspergillaceae. The record is from RefSeq and is a predicted model, not a curated record.
AUGCGCCCUUUGCUCCUAGUACCGCUGGGAUUUGGCACCCUUGUGUGCGCAAACACUCCCACACUCUCCAUCCCGACCUCGAGCCCAUCUAAAGCGGUCGCCGUCCCGGCAGACUUUCUCAGUUUUGGGUUCGAAACAGCGUUCCUGCCUAAAUACGACAAUGAUUUCUCAGAAAACGUCGUCAACAGUAUAGGUUCCCGCAUGAGCAAGCCGCUCAUCAUCCGCGUCGGCGGCACCAGCGGGGACCUCGUCCGCAUAAAGGAGGAUCUCACUAUGGCUACACACUGCUUUGCUGGGCCGGGAUGCCCGGACAACAGCAAGGACAGCUUUGACAUCGGACCAAGCUAUUUUGAUGGAUUCAAGCGAUUUCAAAACGCGACCAUGACCUUUCAAGCACCGAUGGGUCGUAAUAUGGACAUGCGGCAUACCAUGGCCUACGUCAAGAAUGCGUGGAAUGCACUUGGACAGAACCGCGUCGCGGGAAUUGCGCUCGGGAACGAGCCGGGCUUCUAUAACUGGACAGCAGAACUGUAUGUGACUCGUGCAUUAGAGGUCGAGGAUGCAAUCACGGAAGAAUUCAACCUGAGCGGUGAUGCCGCAGCUAUAUUUGAAUUGGGCGAUAUUUCCGACCAUGCCUCGUCUUCAAACAUCCCUUUUGGCCUAGAUGCUAUUUUCAAGAAUGGCCUUAACAAGAAUGGCCGGGGGAAGUUUGCAGCUGAGCAUUUCUACACCAUCAAUCGAGAACAUUCCUACUCCGUAGAGACGUUGCAAGACACACUGAUGAACCACGCUGUUAUCCAAUCGCGGCUUUCCUCCUACCAACCAAGCAUAGAUUACGUCGAAAAGAACGACCCAGAAACAGCCUUUGUCCUGUCAGAGGUCGGAUCAACUCUCCGUGCCGUCCCCAUCGACUUCGCUGGCGGCUUCGGUGCCGCCAUCUGGGCCGUGGACUUUCACCUCGCGGCUAUGUGCCGCGGUAUAAAACGGGUAACGAAUACUCAACGUCCCGAAGCUACACAUGCGUUUUGGGUUCCCGACGAUACAGGGCCGGCCACGAAGCGUCCAAUCGUGCAGGGUAUCUUCCCAGCGGCGGCAUUCAUUGUUGAUUUUAUCGGAUCAUCCAAUCUGGGCAGAGCAAGCGAAAUUAGCCUGUCAGAUCAAGACCAUUUCACGGCGUAUGUGAUGCAUGGGCUGAACUCCGGUCUGGCGGAGCGAGUUGCACUGGUGAACAUGAAAGAGUGGAAUGAGAAUUCCAACUCUGUGAGAGGGAGUGCGACCGUCACGCUUGAAAUUGGUGAGAAUGUGACCACUGCGACCAUGCGGCGAAUGCACGCCGAUAGAGGAUCUACAGCCGUAGGAUAUGAUUGGGGCGGCCCCAAUAAUAAUGUAUCCUACGCAGGAGAGCAGUGGACAUAUGCCAUAGACCUAGGCAAAGGGCAUUACACAAACGGUUCAUUGAUCGAGGAACUUGUGAGUGUGAGUGAUGGUAAGAUUGAGGUGACUGUGCCUGACACGGAGGCGGUCCUUGUGUACUUGAAGUGA